Pieris macdunnoughi is the source of this 387-nucleotide messenger RNA. NCBI's taxonomy places the organism in Eukaryota, Metazoa, Arthropoda, Insecta, Lepidoptera, Pieridae. The record is from the annotation of a GenBank genome assembly.
AUGCAGUUGCUGUCGUGCUGUUUGUAUGGAACUGUUCAUUCCUUUCUCUGCGGUGCCGGUCAGUGGCAAGUCCCUGACUCCCUGACAAGACUGGGCAGAAACAUCGUCACAUUGCGAUGCAAAUACUGGCGAACUCAAAAAAAGAUAACUCAGCGUCCAGGUUCCUCAAACGUGAGAUUGUUAAGUCAAAGACCGAGCACAUUGUCAUAUUUGGCGAGAAAUGGGCCCCCUUCAGGGACUGGAACCUUUUGGCUUCUUGCCAAAGUUGUCCAAGGGAAUUUCUGCCUGCCGUCCGUUCCACCACUGGCCCAUACCUCGAAGGAGAAAGCCGAUUUUAUAGGCCGUGAUGACCGAGGCCUUCCCACUACCAACAAUAUCGCAGUGUGA